Molecule: messenger RNA, 3950 nt
Organism: Ixodes scapularis (black-legged tick)
Lineage: Eukaryota; Metazoa; Arthropoda; Arachnida; Ixodida; Ixodidae
Gene: eIF3a
Product: eukaryotic translation initiation factor 3 subunit A
Exons: 1
Coding region: 219-3536 (1105 amino acids)
Biological process (GO): formation of cytoplasmic translation initiation complex; translation reinitiation
Cellular component (GO): eukaryotic translation initiation factor 3 complex, eIF3m; eukaryotic translation initiation factor 3 complex, eIF3e; multi-eIF complex
Molecular function (GO): mRNA binding; translation initiation factor activity
Source: RefSeq, a predicted model, not a curated record
CACGCACGUGAAGCCUACUUGAGGUACGCUUUGGGUGCACUAGGGCAAUCCGCGCUUUUUGUGCUUCAUCCAUUCGUGCCCACAGUUUGCAAUUUUCGCCAUUUUCUCUUGGUUCUUCACGUCAUAUGCGUGCAGUAUCGCGAUUUUGUCGUGUUCGAUAUCGGAUAUAUUCCGAAGUCACCCUGAUCGCCCGGUGAGCUAAAACUUCUUAACUCAUCAUGCCGAUCUAUUUUCAACGUCCAGAAAAUGCUCUCAAACGAGCCCGAGAGUUCAUCGAUGUCGGGAAGAAGCAUCGUGCACUCGACGCACUCUACGAUGUCAUCAAGAGCCGCAAACACAGGACAUGGCAGAAAGUCCACGAGCCGAUUAUGCAGCAGUACUUGGAGCUCUGCGUCGAGCUCAAGAAGAGCCACAUCGCCAAGGAGGGCCUGUUUCAGUACCGCAACAUAUGUCAGCAGGUCAACAUCAAGUCUCUGGAGGACGUGGUCCGUGGGUACCUGGACCUUGCCGAGGAAAAGACCGAAGCCGCCCGCGAAGAAUCCCAACAGGUCGUGGUGGACAUCGACGACUUGGACAACGUUCAGACGCCAGAGAGCCUGCUGCUGAGCGCCGUGAGCAGCGAGGACACCCAAGACCGAACCGACCGAGUGGUGCUCACGCCCUGGGUCAAGUUCCUGUGGGAGUCGUACCGGCAAUGCCUGGAGCUGCUCCGCAACAACUCGCGGGUGGAAUGUCUCUACCACGACAUCGCCCGCCAGGCGUUCAAGUUCUGCCUCAAGUACAACCGCAAGACGGAGUUCCGCAAGCUGUGCGACCACCUGCGCACCCACUUGGGCCAGAUCCACCGCCACCAGAGCCAGCAGACAGCGGUGAACCUCAACAACCCGGAGAGCCAGGCCAUGCACCUGGAAACGCGGCUCGUGCAGCUGGACAGUGCCAUCCAGAUGGAGCUCUGGCAGGAAGCUUACAAGGCCACCGAAGACAUCCAUGGUCUCAUGACCCUCUCCAAGAAAUCUCCGAAGCCACAGCUGAUGGCCAACUACUACCAGAAGCUUGCACUGGUGUUCUGGAAGGCUGGUAAUCGUCUCUUCCAUGCUUCAGCCUUAUUCCGUUACUUCCAUCUGGCCAAGGACCUGAAGAAGAACAUCACCUCUGAGGAAAUCCAGAAGAUGGCAUCUAGAGUAGUGCUGGCCACCCUGGCAGUGCCCAUGCCACCGAACCGACCCGAGAUAGACCGUCUGGUCGAGACGGAAGAGAAUGUAAAUGACAAGAGCCACAGGCUGCUGGCAACCCUCCUGGGACUGAACACCCCGCCCACAAGGGCCAGCCUCGUCAAGGAACUGGUGCGGCUUGGCGUGGUGGGUUUAGCCCCCCUGCAGCUUCAAGACCUGUACCGCUGGCUCGAGGUGGACUUCCAUCCGCUGAAGCUGUGUGGCCGUGUGAGCCAGUGCUUCGACUUCAUCAACAAGUGGGAAGAAUGCUCAGAGCUGCGCAUGUAUGUGUCGGCCCUUCAGGACAUCACGGUCAUGCGUCUGCUCAAAGAGGUGUCGCAAGUCUACCAGACCAUCGAACUGAGCCGUUUGUUGGAGCUGGCCCCCUUUGCCACACCGUUCUAUCUCGAGAACAUGGUGGUCGAUGCCGUGCGCCGCAACAACCUGCAGGUUCGCAUUGACCACAAGCAGCGCUGCCUUCACUUUGGUUCUGAGCUGAGUGUCUCGCAGCAGGAAGAGGUGGUAGAAGGACCCCACCUGCAAGGCAUGCCCAGCGAGCAGAUUCGCUGCCAGCUCGUCAAGCUCUAUUCAGUGCUCCAGCGGUCAGUGCACCUGAUUCGGCCGGACGAGAUCAAGGAAUCGACCAAGGAGCUCAAGAUGCACAUCAUUGACGCCUACCGCCUGGUGUGCAAGAAGGAGCACAAGAAGAUCCUAGAGCGGCAGCAGAUCAUUGAGGCGCGCAAGGAAAUGCUGGAGAACCUGACCUUCCAGCGUGAAGAGGAGGAGCGCAAGCAGAUCGAGGAAAGGCAGCAGAAACUGCGUGAGGCAGAGGAAGAGCGUAUUGUGCGUGAAGCAGAAGAGCGUGCCAAGCAGCGCAGCCAGCGCGAGCAAGACGAGAUGAAGAAGAAGGUGGUGCUCGAGAAGAUUGAGCUGCUCCGCAAGACAGACAUCGGAGCCCGCAUCUUUGAGGGCCUUGAAGAGGAAGAGCUCGAACGUCUCGAUCCGGAAGAAAUCCUGAACCGGCAGGUGGAACAACUAGACCGGGAGCGGAAGGAGAUGCAGACGAAGCUCAAGAAGCAGGAGCGUAAGGUCGACUACCUGGAGCGAGCCAAGCGGCUCGAGGAGAUUGCCCUGCUGCAGGAAGCUUACGAGCGCUCCAAGCUGGAAGAUGAGAAGUUCUGGCAGCAGAAGGAAGAAGAGCGCAUCCGGUUGCUCGUGCAAGAGCGGGAGAUUGCUCUACAGCACAAGGUCCGAAUGCUGCGUAUGCGGGAGGACAAGGAGGAGUUCCUCAGCCGGCUGACCCAGGACCGCUACCAGGUCUACAAGGACAAGCGGGAUCGUUUCGAGGCUCGUCUGGAAGAGGAAAGGAGCAAGCGCCUCGCAGCUCGCAAGGCGGAGCGCAAGGAGGAGCGCCGCGAGAAGUACUUGCGCGAGAAGGAAGAGUCUGAGCGCAGGGCUGCUCUGGAGAAGCAGCGAAAGAUAGAGGAGGAGCGUCUGGCCAAGCUGCGCGAGAUGGAAGCCAUCAAGUUGGCUCGUGAGCGCGAGAUUGAAGAGAAGCAGCGCCGCCUGGAGGAAGAAGAGAGGCAGCGUCAAGACACUUCGGAGAAGUCGCGCGCAGCGCCUGCUCGCAUUGAGGAGUCCAGCUGGAGAAAGCGGGAGGAAGACUCGAACCGCAAAAACGAACUCUGGAGGGCCAGCCGUCCCAAGGACAACCGCGAAACCGAGCGCAAGUGGGGACGCGACGACAGCGGUCCUGAGAAGGAGAGGGCACCCCCGAGGCCGGAGAGGGACGUUGGCGAGGACAACUGGAGGCGCCGCAGAGACCAAGACGAGGAGCGCCCGGCACCAAGGGCUUCGGAGUCCAGCUGGAGGAGGGACCGCGACACGAGCGACCAGGACGUGGAUCGCUCCGGCCCAUGGCGCUCGGGCGGCACCGGAUCAUCGUGGCGCUCUGGAGGGGGAGAACGAGGUGCCAGCACCCCCUGGAAGAGAGGUGGCGAGGACGGCGACAACCGUUCGCGUGACACGGACCGUUUACGAGACGCUGACCGUCCGCGGGACAUGGACCGUUCGAGGGACAUGGACCGUCGUAGCCGUGACUACGGAGAAGACCGAGCACCCCGCACCGGAGACAGCUGGCGCUCCGGCGGAUUGAAAGAUUCGAGGGGAGGUGGUGGAGGCGGUGCCUGGCGAGUCGGAGAGGACCGGGAUCGGCGCCCGUCGCCCCGUCGGGAAGAGCGUCCCACCGGGGGCUCCUGGAGGGACAAGGAGCCCAGCAAGCCGCGCGAGGAAGGGGACAAGGAGGGCUGGAAGACCGCCCGUUAGAGAGGCGGGACUGCAGUCCUCUCCCUCUACGAAACGCCGUGGCUUCGGUUACGAGACCGUGGUGUCUGCUGGACACCGGGGGGGCCCUUUUUCUUCCCUACCCCAUUGGCCAGUUGUGCAUGGCCAGCAAUACUGGCCAGGUUGACUGGCCCUUGUGCUGUAGGCUUUGUUUAAUUAUUUCCAAUUCAAGUUCCAAAAGGAAAUCUUCUCUUAGAAACAUAUAUUCUGAGAUAAAUAAAGUGGUGCGAAAUGGGGGGAAAGUUUAAAUGGGACCUGCUGGUCCAUUGGCCUCCGAUGGUGUCGGUGGAUCACUAGGUCCCAAUGGCUGUUUCAUAGCACGAUUGGACUGGUGGGCCCUGAAGCUGAUUUUGUAAUACAACAGAGCCUUAUGGUCUAAAUAAAAAUUCAGUUCAA